CAUGACCUACAGUCCGCAAGGAAAUUUGUUCGGGAUCAACGAUUGGUUGAUCUCGUAGAAGGGUUGACUCCUGUUCAGCAGCGGUUUUUCGAAAAUCAGAUUAGGAACGUAAAUCGUAAACCAAAAGGCAGGAGUUUUACGUUUGAGGAAAAGGCAGACGCCAUUGCCAUAUGGAAACAUGGCCCGAAGACGUACAAACUUCUGUCUAAAAUGUUUACGUUGCCGUCUAUUGACACUCUGAGGGCAACCCUAAAUAGAGUUCCAAUAGAACCGGGUAUCAACAAACCCAUAUUCGAAGUUCUCGGAAAGCAAGUACGUCGCAAAAUGGACCCCAAGUACAAUCUGUGUACUCUCAUCUUCGAUGAGAUGUCCAUACAGCCUCACCUUGACUACUUGCCUUGUGAGGACAGAGUUGUGGGUUUUGAAGAUGACGGUACAACAAGGACGGAAAAAAUUGCAGACCAUGUUUGCGUCUUUAUGCUUAGAGGAAUUUUUGGAAGGUGGAAGCAACCUGUUGCUUUUGCUUUUUGUAAAAGUUCUUUAGCUGCCGUAAACAUUGUCCGUUUUUAUAAAGAGAUUGUGAAAGAAGCAACAGCGAUAGGCUUAAACAUCAUUGCUUCGGAAACCAGGCGACGUGCUAUUUUAGAAAAUGAAGAGGAAACUGAAGAGAAUGUGAUAAAAAUUGGUGAUCACAAAGUUGUCCCUCUCUUUGAUCCUCCUCAUCUUCUAAAAAGUAUGCGGAACAAUCUUCUCACCAAAGAUCUGCUUUAUGUAGAUAAAGCAGGUGUGGAGAGAAGAGCUUCUUGGAGUUUUUUUGAAACGGCAUAUGGAUUAGAUCAGACGCUGGGUGACAACCUAAGAAUGAUGCCAAAGAUCACCAUAGACCAUGUGAAGCCUAACUUAAGAGGCAAAAAAAUGAAAGUUCGUUAUGCUUCACAGGUCUUUAGCCGUAGUGUUUCUUCUUUCAUAAAUCUCUGUUCCAGCCGGACAUUUGGGGGAAUCCUGCCGCCUGAUGCUCAAUACACUUCCGAUUUGUUUAUGUUCAUGGAUUCUGUCUUUGACAGUGUUAAUGGAGGAUUUGGAGACUGCGGUGGUAAGAACUUACGUAAAUUGGUAGGAGUUAAAAAUUACCAUCACACUUGUUGGCUAGAAGGGAAACGCAUGUUCAGCAACAUGAGAUUUGUACCACGUAAAGCUGGAGACCGAGCAAAACCCCCAGUUUUACAGGGGUGGUAUCGUACUUUAAAUGGUUUUAUGAUUAUCAAGGAAACUCUAACGAAACUUGGCUAUAACUUUUUCCCUGCAAGAGCUUUUAACCAAGAUCCGUUGGAAAAUUUUUUUGGUCAAAUAAGACAAUAUGGAGGACGAUAUACAAAUCCUACUUGUCGAGCAUUCGUGCCAUUUUAUAAGUCAUUGAUGAUGAAGAAUUUUUGCUCCUAUCAUUCUCGUGGCUCUAAUUGUGAACAAGAUGAGGACUCAUUUGUGAUCACAAUUCGGGAGUUUCUUGGUCUUCAAAUAAAUCGGAAGUGUGUCGAAGAUCAGUGGAAACCGCCACCAGUUCCUGAUACUGUAACGAAGGAUAAACUUUAUGACCAGAAUGUUAUAGGCUACAUAAGCGGAUUUCUAGUCAAACAUAUGUCAAAAGAACCACUUGGCUGUGAAAUCUGUCGAUCUAACUUAAAGCACGAUGGGGAUCCAGAUAUACAGUAUCAUGGCUUGGUGGAAAAGAAAGAGUACGAUGAUAAAAACAGACGGUUACAAUAUACGAAUGUGGGGGUGAUUAAAACUCUGAUUCAGACUCAUAAUCACCUGCGCAUUCUUUUACCGUUAUUAAUCAGCUUUGUUUUGUGCAUACCAGAAGAAAAUGAUGGCUAUAUGAGGUUAAAUAUUCGAACAUUACCACUGAGAUAUAUUGUACUGUGA
Zophobas morio is the source of this 1923-nucleotide messenger RNA. RefSeq lists its product as uncharacterized. Bases 211 to 1923 code for a protein of 570 amino acids. The transcript has 3 exons. Lineage: Eukaryota; Metazoa; Arthropoda; Insecta; Coleoptera; Tenebrionidae. The record is from RefSeq and is a predicted model, not a curated record.